UCGGCCAAACACGAGCAGAUGAGAAUGAACAGACCCGUCAACAUGCUUUCUUUGAUCACACUGACAAUCUCAUCCCUUAUUAUGGCCGUUCACGGGCAGCAGUACAGCGAUAAUCUCUACGGGAAUCCGACUUAUCAGAUGCCACAGUAUGGUGUAAGUACUUGCAAUGACCUGCAGUGUAAAGUUGACGAGUGCUGCGUAGAGACAUACAGGUCACCUCAAUGCGUGGCAUUAAUUACAGCGGCUGGACAAGCGUAUUGUCCACGCUUGAAGAAAUGCUACAGCAACACCCAGUGUCCAGCCACGUUUUGCUGUGUCCAGUAUCUGGAUACGACAUACGCUAAGACCUGCCCGAGAUUCAACGCUUACGGCAGCGGCUAUGGAACUAACUAUCCAAGCGGUAAUGGAUUCAACAACGGAUACGUGAAUAAUUAUGGCAACGCCUAUGGCAGCCCCUAUAGUAACACCUAUGGCAAUGACAUUUCCACGGAUUCUUUAAAUUUCAGAGAAGGUUACUGUGUCCCUCCUGUAGCAUCUGGUGUUUGUUACAAGGCAGUCCCUGGAGCAGCAGUGGCAGGGUCAUGUCCCUGUAGUGGUGCAAAUGCCGUCUGCCAGAUGGUAUUAGAUCCAUUCCCAAUUGGAAAAUGUGUUUAGUAAUUGAAAGUUUAGCGUAACCUACAUACUGACCAAUCAUCACAGUGUUGGUGGCGAGUUGCAGAACAUGAAAACCUCCAAUGAUUCCACAAUGUAGGGCCUACACACCAUUUAUUAUAGCUAUUAUAGACUUUAUGAUCGUAUUAAAUGUUUACUUUGUAUAAAACAAU
Molecule: messenger RNA, 824 nt
Organism: Biomphalaria glabrata
Lineage: Eukaryota; Metazoa; Mollusca; Gastropoda; Planorbidae
Exons: 6
Coding region: 19-654 (211 amino acids)
Source: RefSeq, a predicted model, not a curated record